This is a messenger RNA of Colletotrichum destructivum, 2439 nucleotides long. RefSeq names its product Putative P-loop containing nucleoside triphosphate hydrolase. The record is from RefSeq and is a predicted model, not a curated record. Bases 1 to 2439 code for a protein of 812 amino acids. Lineage: Eukaryota; Fungi; Ascomycota; Sordariomycetes; Glomerellales; Glomerellaceae. The transcript has a single exon.
AUGGACCAACCGCGAGACGUCCUCCUUCGGGCGGCCGUCAUCGACCCCGUGAGCGGCAGACAGCCUGCCUACAAAUCGACGCCCAGCCUGAUCAACGCAAACAACAUUGGCCGUUGCGACGGCGAAAGCUUGUCUUUCGUCGUCCGCUCUCAUUUCCUCCAUCACAUGUACAGCUACAUCGAGAUCGAAGUUCACCAGCACGGCGUCGGCCUGAACGAUUCCCGCGUGGGAACGAUGACCGUUCAUCUGAACUACGCCACCACCUUCCGUGCCGAGUUUCUGGGCGUCAAUCAGACCGCGACGGAGGUGCGGGACUACUUCCACAGUCAGGCAAGCCCCUUCAUCCCGUCGAUCAAGAUCACGCUCGGCGCCGAGGACCUGUUCCUCGACGUCAACGACCACACGCUCGCCACCCUCGGCAAUGCGAGCGCCGCCGCCCUCGCCGACCUCUUGCAGCUUCAAAGGGUCAUUCGCGGCGCAGACGAAGGCCGCCCGGCCCUUCUCGAGUGGUACGCCGCCAAGCAGAGCAACGACAACGUGGACGCCCUUCGAACCCGUUUCGUCCGACACCAGAACUUGGACCAGGCCCUUGUCGGCCCUCAGUGGUCUCUCGAUCUUUGGUACGAGGAUACGGAUGAACCCCAAGUCAUCCAGUUCGUCGACUUCUGCCGUCUUCAUCGAGACGUCGACCUGCGCGCCCUCAUCUGGCCCCCUCAGCAUGAGGUUAUCACCCGAUUCGUCGAUGUCAGCCACUACCAGGUCGUCCACGGCGUGGGAGCCGUCUACGAGCACCAGGACCUGGCCAACGCCUUCACAGUCUUGUCCAGAGUCGCUCACGCCGCCGUCGUCUUCAACAACGGCCGGACCAGCGAGACCUUCCUUCUUCGUCUCACACCUGCCGCUGACCAAGUCGAGUAUCUCCCGGCCAUCAACGAGGAAUGCAACGUCCUGUUGCGUGGCACCCCUCUCGAGAUAUCUCUGCCCGUCAUCCGAACGUCCGAUGACCCCCUCUGGUGGCCCGCCAAGCGAUGCGACGCCCCUCACGACCACCUUCCCCAGCCCGCCGACGCCAUUUACUUUGUCGUCACCGUCCCGUCCGCCUUCCGCGACAAGCCGAACCUCCUCGGCGCACCUCGCAGCGCCAACUUGCGCGCCUGCGUCCGCAAGAACUUCGACAAGAAGUUGCUCAAGGCAGAGAUCGCGGCCCUCGCCACGCUCGUCGACCAGAAGGAGAACCCCACCUCGCCGUCCGGUGAGGAUCAAGACAACUUCCUCUACCUUUUGGACUUCGUCCCGCUGGAGGAGGAGCGGGAGGUCAACCUCCUCAAGGAGCUCCCAGGCCUCGGCAAGGCUGCAGGCGAGCCUCGCCACAGAAACCACUGGCCCAUAUCGCUGGCUGCGUCGGUUGACCAGCUCGAUGAGCGUCAGCAGCACUUCAUCCAAGCUCUCGGCCACAUCAGUCCGAACAUCGCCUUCCUCCCUGGCCCUGCCAGAUCCGGAAAGACAACCCUCAUCUUGGUCAUCCUGGCGGCUUCGAUCCUGGGCGUCCCUGGAGGCCACUGCCCUGCCCUGUGCAUCGCCCAUAAUGAGACUGAGGCCCUCAGUCUGGCCAACAAGAUUAAUUCCUUUUUCAGCUCGCUCAGAGUGAACAACGCGCCCAAGGUUCUCUAUGUCUCUGCCAAGGAUUGCAACAUCCUGUUGCCAUCUGAAGUCUCAUGCCCUUUUAGUCCAGCUCAGACUUGUUCCCAAGUUCAGAUCGACUCAGUCACCUUCUGGCUGGAGCCCCUUGACAAGAUCGCCGGAUUCAUUACUGAGUUCCAGAAUCAAGCCUUCUAUGCUCCGCGCGCCCAGGGCAGCAGCGCCAACAACAGCAACACCGACAAUGGCCGGCCUGACCCCGUCUUUGUUGCCACCAUCAAGCAGCUUGCUGUUGCUCAUGUCCUUGCCCACCAACAGGAAUACAGCAUCAUCAUCAUUCCAGUCACCAGGCUCCUGCAGGGCGACACAAUGAGCAGAAAUGCUGCUCUCCAGCUUACCAACAGAGUGUGCAUGCUCUACCAGAAGAUCCUCAAGAACUUCAAGGGCAUCAUCUGCUCCACCCCUGCCACCGCUGGACAGGCCCCGACCACCUCCUUCAAGCCUUCCCUUGUCUUGUUCGACAAUGCAGAGCACAUCAGAGAGCUGAGCACCACCGCCCUGCUCGUUCACUACAACCCGCUUGCCUGGCUCUUCUUUGGCGGAACGGACGAGAGCCAGAUUAACGUCCCGCCCCGUGCUGACCUUGGUCAGAACCCCUUCACCGCUCAGCUGCGCCUCUCCCUCUUCGAGCGCGCCAUCAGAGCCGGCGUGAACAUCGGUCGCCUUGAUGCCCCCCCUGACACGGCUGAUGACUCUGACGACCUGGGCUUCAACUGGUGGAACUUGCCCCCUGCCCACUGA